UGCGUGAGCGUGCAAAAGAAGUGAUUUCGAUAGUGCUAUACCGUGUACGAGAUGAUAGUUAUUUACUUUAAAAAAUAUUAAAUAGUCAUUCCGUUCUGAGUGGAUUAAUAAUAUAAAAGAACAAGUCAACAAUAAGCGCGACAGGGUGACGUUUCGCGGUUUUGCUUUCCAGUGUGUGUUUUGUGUGUGUUUGUGCGGUGGUAGCGGAAAUUAAUAUCCCACAGCAAAAAAAAGGUGCAAUAAAUUGCUCAGUUCCGUGGCGUGUAUUACACCGCGCCAACAACAGCAAAACACACAUCCGAAGUGAGUCAUGGGGAAGUUACUGAGCCUGCUGGCACGGGAUGAAUCAACCUGCUGCACGCCGAAAACGUACGACGUGUUUCUAGACUUUGAGAAUGCAGCCCCGACCGACCUGGAACGGGAGGUGUACGAAGAGGUCGACCACGUCCUGCGCCAGUCCGAGAUCGUCCUGGACGAGAUCCAGUGUUAUAAGGGUGCCGGUAAGGAAAUCCGGGAAGCAAUUGCCGAUCCCUCGCCGGAAUGUCAAGAAAAGGCGUGGAACAUUGUGAUACCGCUGGUGGAGAAGCUGAAGCGCUGCUACGAACACUCCCUCGAGCUGGAACGGAUCGUACCGAAGCUGCUGGGACAGCUGGUGGGUGGUCGGCUCAACCCAACACAGCACUUGGAAACCCAGCAAGCACUGGUAAAACAGCUGGCCGAGAUAUUGGAGUUUGUGCUAAAGUUUGACGAGUACAAGAUGAAAACACCGGCAAUCCAGAACGAUUUCAGUUACUAUAGACGCAUCGCCAGCCGGCAGCGGCUAGACCAGACGAACGAGAUGAUCAUCAGUACGGAGCUGGCGAACCGAAUGUCGCUGUUCUACGCACAUGCAACCCCUAUGCUCAAGGUGCUCAGCGAAGCGACCUCUAAGUUCGUGCAGGAUAACUCCGACAACGUUGAUAACACAACCGAAACGCUUGGCACGAUGGCGAAAGUUUGUCUGCGGAUGCUGGAAAAUCCUAAACUAUUGGCACAAAUCGAGCGGGAAGAAACACAUCUUCUGCUGCUGCGAGUAAUGGUCGGACUGGUGAUACUGUACGAUCACGUCCAUCCGGUUGGUGCGUUCGCACGUGGCGCUCACGUAGACGUUAAGGGUUGCGUGCGGUUGCUACAGGCACAACCGGCCGUUAAGGCGGAACCCUUGCUGAAUGCGCUCCGCUACACAACGAAACACCUGAACGAGGACAACACGCCGAAAAACAUUCGAAAUCUGCUCGCUGCCUAAAGCGGGAUGUCCCUUUGGCAGAUACCAACCACCACCACAACCACAUCCCAUAGCACGUACUAUUGCUAAAUCGCUACUAUUAUCUACGGAUCUACGUUUAACCAUUUAGCGAAGAACGGUUAGGAAACGUGUAUCACAGGCAGGCUCGUGAACAGAACAGAAACGUUAGACAAACGUGCAAGUGCUUUUGUUGUUGUGCGGGGAUGAGAAAAUGGCUUCUAUUUUGCCAAUUCGGCGUUGUCGUGGGUACACAGUCGAAUUACAAAUAAUUUACCACUAUAUUACACAUAAAUAUACACUUUUUUCAUGACGGCACAGGCUAUCAGGUCAGAAAUGACUUUAUACAAAAACUUCAAAUGCACACGCCUAGAACAAUCUACUUAUAGUUUCACGUAUUGUUCCUCUUCUCCAAUCUCCAAACUAUUGGAAUUCCAACUCUUCUUGAAACAAAAGCUUAAUUUUACUUUCUACUUUAGCAUUGUUUUUUUUUCUUUAUUUUACAUAUGUAUUAAAAGCUGUUUUUGUGCUUAUUGAUUCUGUUUGUUGACGUCUUUAGAUUUGUUUUAGUUUUGAUUCACUGCAUUGUAGCUUAAGAACAACAACAAAAAACAUUAGCUUAUUCCAUACGUUAUCACUGUUCUACGCAAAGGAGAACUCGCGGAAGUAGGAGUUGAAGAAUAUUAGAUAUGGUUUUGUUUUGCAGUCUCUCUGUUUGCCUUUUAUCUCUAUUGCCUCAACAGUACGUAAAGCUGGAGGCCAGAGGGUAACGAAGGAAGGGCGUGCAGAAAGUGAAACAAAGAUUUUCUUUUUAGUAAUUUAAAACACGAACAAACGUAUAAAAAUAUCUAUCAGCUAGGCAUUUAAGUAUAUAUCUUGGAUAAAGCAAUUAAAGAAAUCAGAACCCAUUUAAUAGCGACGCACCUUUAUAAAUUGUAUAUGUAUGAUAAAUGGCAGAGCGUUUGCAGAAUGGUGUGUUUGUGGAAGGUAGAAACGGAUAGCAGAAUGUGGGUGAAGAUAGCAACAAAUAAAUAAAUAUGUAACGUGUGAUAAGAAAACAAAACGGAAGUGAGAAACCAGCUAGUUCCGGCGAGGCGCCAACCGCUGCUUCGUACCUAGUGCCGAACAGUUCUGCGCUGAAGGCUAGCUAGACACUGCAACCUAGCGAGCGAGUGGAUUCUAGGACAUUUAUUUAGUGCACGCGCAUGAAUGAAAUAUGUGUGGGACACGCUGACGAGCUGAUUUAGGUUCGAUAAUUGACAAACGACUACUACUACCAACCGAUAACACAAACACUUUGUUUUACACCGCAUGAUUUAGUGCACCGAACAAAAUUUGUUAGCACAAAAUGUAUUCUACAACGUUGAUUGGUUAAAACACAAGAGCAUCACGUUGUAUGGUAAGGAUAUAUAGACGCGUAAUUUCAACCAAAUAUGGUCUGAUUUUUAAAACCAAAAACAAAAACAAACAUGCGCGGUAUUAAUCUUCGUUCCGUUCCCUUCACGGGACUUGAGGUAACGCCGGAAUCGAACGCGCAAUGUGUUGUGUUAAGCAUUAGUUAAAGUCUAAAACUAAAUUAGUAUCAAACUCGGUUACACAUCGUUUAUAAAGUAGUAUACUUCCCCCCGACAAGUUCAGCGAAGGAACUUUGCAUCCGGAAAGGGAAUUGUGGCGAUCAUCGAACGCGCCAACAGCUUUAACACUAAUUCCUCCCGUUAACAUCGCUUACAACAAAAUGGGUUCCUCUCCUGUAUUAUCAUGUUACUGGAUUUACAACGGGGUUAUGUUUUACAUCCACACAAACGGAAUACGAAAAGUAUCAAAACGAUUACUACUCUACACUGCUGCUACCACGGAUUCAGAUGUGUUCUACUAUUUUACAAACGGCAUUGAGAAAAAAAACAUACCGUUUUAACAAGACACCUAAGGAAAUCGAAAUUAUUGCAACACAGAAAACGUUAUAGAAAACGUUGUUACCGUAAACUUUGAAAAUUUAGCAUAAGAAAGGAUGGAAAAAUGAAAAAAAAAAAUCACACACAAGUAACAAGAUGUAAACAGAUAAUGGGAGAUAGUAAAAAAGCACAAAUCGUAUGCGCAAAUCGUAAAAGAAACCGUUAACGGAACAAACUCUAGCGACAAACGAAACUACUUAUGCGUUAACAUAACGUGUUUUCAUUAGUUUUUCACGAUUUCAUUUGUAGCUAAUAUUUUUGUUUAUUCUAGCAUUGUUUGUACAAGCGACUCGAAAGUCGCGUUUUGUCCAUUGUUAAUCGAUCAGAAAAAAGUACUAAAUUUAGCAAAAUUUGAAUCAACCCGGUAGCUGAUUCGAACCAAAAUUAUAACUUAGCUUUUACUAAAUGAGAACAAUUGAGCUCUUGAGUGUGUAUGGUGUUGCCAACAGUUAUAAUUUGUAACAGAUCGGCUGGAUGAAGACGCAAGCGGAGGACCCCGAGUACAACCAGAUUGGUAAUUUCUCAUGAAAAGAUAGUUAAAUCGGGUGCAAUAUAAAGCAUGUUGACGUCCCUGA
This is a messenger RNA of Anopheles moucheti, 3809 nucleotides long. Its product is annotated as CYFIP-related Rac1 interactor B. The record is from RefSeq and is a predicted model, not a curated record. Lineage: Eukaryota; Metazoa; Arthropoda; Insecta; Diptera; Culicidae. Bases 311 to 1285 code for a protein of 324 amino acids. Gene Ontology annotation, molecular function: small GTPase binding. Gene Ontology annotation, biological process: regulation of actin filament polymerization. The transcript is spliced from 4 exons.